Molecule: messenger RNA, 2822 nt
Organism: Haliotis rufescens (red abalone)
Lineage: Eukaryota; Metazoa; Mollusca; Gastropoda; Lepetellida; Haliotidae
Product: neuronal acetylcholine receptor subunit alpha-6-like
Exons: 4
Coding region: 237-1058 (273 amino acids)
Biological process (GO): monoatomic ion transport
Cellular component (GO): membrane
Molecular function (GO): extracellular ligand-gated monoatomic ion channel activity
Source: RefSeq, a predicted model, not a curated record
CGUUUACUACAGAGAAUGCCUGUAGAGUAACCGCGGGAAUUGUUAGUGGGAUACGAGAUUGACGGACGCUCACUUCGCCAAUUCGCACGAGCUGACAACGCGCAAUCUAUCGUCUGCCUGGGGGUCUAUUUUUGUUGGCGGAGUGUGAAGCAGAGAGACGGUCGCCAGUUCGCUUGAGGGAUACAGAAGGUUGGAUGUGUAGUGAUUCUUGUAGGUAGGAUUGGGGACAUAAAGCCAUGACGACAUUCAUCGUAGUCUUUACCAUUGGGAUUUUCCUUGGUAACAGUAUCUAUGGGACUGUGGCACAGGAAAGAGACAAAAACGACCCUGAUGCAUUUCAAGAAGAGGCGGCUCAGAUCUACUCUACCAUCUUUCACAAGUACAAUGAAAGAGUUCGUCCCCCAGAUAACUUCCCCAACCCUGUCCUAGUGACAGUCGAGGCCACAUUAUACCACAUUCGUGAUCUGGACCUCAACCGAAGAGAGAUGGAGUCACUGCUGGACAUGAAAAUCUUGUGGAAAGACAAGCGACUAGCUUGGUACCCCUACCAGGUCCAGGAGAUCACUGCUAAUGUGAGCGCGGUAUGGUCUCCUGAUAUCGUCUACACGAACGGAGCUGUCCCUCCAAGAGCAAUGUUCGCCCCAAAAGUAUCCAUCAAACACAACGGCGAAAUGACGUGGAACAGAAGAGAGGCAUUGGUUACAAUGUGUCGCACCCAACCCGGAAAUGUUAACCAAACAUGUGAAAUUAGCCUCGGUUUCGUAUCUGCCAGUGACACGGAAAUGUUUGGAAAUGAUACAACAAUUGACCUCACCGAUGAUUUUGAAAAUCACAGAUGGGAAGUCAGCGAACCUCUGCUUGAACGAUACUCAAACACAGAAAUUAGCUUCGUUCUUUACCUUUCUUCCAAAUCCGCAAAUGGAGGUUCAAUGGUGAAUGGGAACAAUUGUAGUCAUACUUUGAAAUAUAAUUCAAACGGAGGUUCCGUUGUCAAUGCUUGGAGCUCUUCAAUGCUUCUGUUGGUUGCUGCGGUCAUGUCCAUUAAGCUGAGAUUGUAAUGAAAACCCAUGUUAGUCUUUGUUGUUGCACAAAUGUGAGGGUAAUGUACGUUUGUGGCUUAAAAUAACACUGCUCGUAUUAAUAUAGUACUGAAUUACAAUUUAACUAUGUGUGCAGAUCAUCAAAGUAAUGACGUAUACAGACAUAAGAAUGAAAGGCAUUGCAUUAAGUAUUUACAUUAACUAAAGGACCUAAGUUUAUCGUUUACCACAUUAUUUGUUUAUGAAUUCAUUUCUUGUUCUGUAUACUCCUUAAACACUUUUCAUAAGUAGCAUACAGGUUAGUAUAAGAAUAGCGUCAUUUUUAAAUGACUAACCUGCCUUUGGUGUUCUAUGCAAACUAUUUAAAAAGACAGUCCAUUAUGCUAAUGACGUGAUCAGAACUAGGCAUGUUAAUGAGUGCUGUUGACGUCCAUUACAACAUAAACCUUGCAUUUAUCACUCAUCUCCAAUUAGUUUCUUAGACUUUGUAAAAAUGUAAAUUUGCUUCAUUCGUUCUUAAGAUCCGUUAUGUCCAUUCCAACUUUUUGAUAAACUGUUUUGUCGUUCUUCGUUUCUGUUUAGCGUCUUAUCUCUUGUCAUUUACAAGCCACCGAAUGUAUAUUACUUCUGUUGCAAAAACAAUAUUGAAAACUGCAUCUCUGAUUGCCGAACCUGGGACGUUCUGAAAUUCCAGUGACAUAAAUACUUCUCCCUUGUUACCCUUUUCCUUCUUAAUUAUGUACGCAGCAGUUGCCCAAUCGGUUCUGUUAAUUGCAAUCUUUUCUCGGCUAGCAAAAUACACGUUUCGUCUAUGGAAUAUCUGGGCUCAUUUAUCUUUCAUUGCUUAAGCAUUACGCAUUAGUUAAACAAAACCUGGUUGUGUAAGUUCGUGACGUAUCCAAAAGUUUCCAUCUCUUUGAUAUAUUUUUGUGCAGACACUGAACACUACAACCGUGUACCAGUUACUUCAAAGCCGGUGUUUUUAGUAUAUAUGUUUUCAUGAAGGUCACGUUAUGGAAUUGUGUUUUAUAACUAAUAAAUGUGCCUUAAAAUGUGGACGAUAUUGACGGUUAUUUUGUCACAGUUUAAGACAUUUUGUUGUUUGUGCCUUUUAACUUAUACACCCAAGAAUACUGUGCCUUAACGUGCUGUUUUCAAACACAUCUUUGCCAACUCUAUCAGAUCUAUCUAUUUCAAAACGUUGCACUUGGUAGCAGAGAGUACCUUAUAUUGAAAGUCAAUACUAAAUGUUGUUACAUGUUGAUCGAUGUACCAUUCAUACAUAAUUUGUUAAUUCAAUAACCAAUUUCUUGAUUACGUUUGUUAUCAUGGUGUUCCUACACUCGCAAGACAGAUACACCCCGAAGGUCCUCCGAACGAGGUCAAUAGGUAAAUCCUACCAUUACCGUUAUAUCUGUAUAAACACAUGCACACUACGUCUGCCCUGUCCAGGUUUUACUCCAUAAAACAUGCCAUUCAGUUGUCAAUAAAACACGAGUGUGCAGUUUAGGAAUGUAAGUAGAACCAUCCCAUAUAUCAACGAAUCUGCAUUGUUUCGCGAUAUUAUAAUUGGUGAAUAACUACCACAGUUAUAGGUUUUAUACCGUGAAUGUAAAUGUUUUUUGCACUUGUAUGUAGUUUGUAUUACUGCUUCAUACUGUCCGCCCAUCAUGCGAUGUACAAUGUCAAUGCAAGCUGUUGGUGGGUGGGGCUGUAGCUAGCAUUAACUAUCCGUCAUGUAAAUAGGGGUGCUAGUAACGACAUUAAAAAAAUUAAUCCGUA